GGUGGUGGUGGUGGUGGUAGUGGGAGCUACAGGGAUAGCCGAUACUCAAGUGAUAUGGGAUGGGCUCAAGGAAAUGAAAAUUAUUAUGCUACCCAAGACACUGAUCAUGGAUAUCGUCCUGGUAUAGAAGCUCAAAGAGAUUUUCUAAAUAGUUUAACAGAAUUUUCAAGUGAAGCCGAUGCUUCAAAUUUUUCAGAUACUAGGAGAUAUUCUGGAGUUCACGAACAUAUGCAAGACUUGAAUAUAGGUUAUUCCUAUGGAGAUUCUUCUCAUAGCUCGAGUAAUAGAUUGGGGAGACAGGAGUGGGACCAACCAAAUGCAUAUCAUAAUCCCUAUUACUCAGGAUACGGUUUAUCUAAUCUACCCAGACAUCUUCAGGAUUCAGCCAAUCUUCCUAUAUUUGGAUCCAACCAACCAGUUGGAACAUAUUACGGAGGGAUUACAUCUGGUUCGGGUAGUAUUGAUGAUCGUAGACAAAAUUAUGGUUCAUCAAGCAGAAGCAAUGAUAAUAGAGAAUAUCGAGGUUUUGAUGUAUAUGGAAGGGGUUCAUUCAGAGAAAAUCAAUAUGGUUCGAACAUCUCUCCUUAUCCAAGCAAUAUGAAUCCAGAUGAAAAUGAUUUUGAACCUCCAUGACAUUCCACAUGGUAUUGAAUGAUGAUAAAGAUGAAAUCUUGACAUUGACGGACACAAGGUACAUCAUUUUGUUAUUAAAAUAAAUUUAUUAGUAUAAUGACAAUAUGCAAAACAUAAAAUUUAGCAUUUACAUUUAUAUA
Messenger RNA from Andrographis paniculata, 773 nucleotides. RefSeq names its product stress protein DDR48-like. The record is from RefSeq and is a predicted model, not a curated record. The transcript is spliced from 2 exons. Lineage: Eukaryota; Viridiplantae; Streptophyta; Magnoliopsida; Lamiales; Acanthaceae. Bases 55 to 633 code for a protein of 192 amino acids.